Messenger RNA from Phoenix dactylifera (date palm), 1433 nucleotides. RefSeq names its product trans-resveratrol di-O-methyltransferase-like. The record is from RefSeq and is a predicted model, not a curated record. Lineage: Eukaryota; Viridiplantae; Streptophyta; Magnoliopsida; Arecales; Arecaceae. Gene Ontology annotation, molecular function: protein dimerization activity; O-methyltransferase activity.
UAAGAAGUGCUGCUAAAAUUGGGACGCUGCCACCCUAAAGAUCUAUUUAUACUAGUGGCAGAUUAGCAAGUAGCAAAUCCAUUAGAGACUCGGAGCCUGGAAAAUGAGUACUGCGAGCGUGAUGGAAUCCUUGGAUGGAGAAUGUCAAUCUUUGGAGCUCUUGAAGGCUCAAGCUCUUGGUUGGAACCACAUAUUUAGCUUCAUAAACUCCAUGUCCCUCAAGUGUGCCGUGGAGCUCGGCAUAGCAGACAUCAUCCACGCCCAUGGCAAGCCAAUCUCCCUCCUCGAGCUAGCCACCAAACUAUCCAUUCCCCCCAUCAGAAACGAUGACUUGCGCCGCCUCAUGCGCCUCCUGGUGUUCUCGGGAUUCUUCGCUCGAAAGCGCGAUGGAAACAGUCAGGACCACGACGACGAAGAGUUGUACAUCCCCACCACCGCGUCUGCUCUCCUUGUCAAGGAGAAGGAUGCGAACAUCUCCUCGUCCCUUCUCCUGAUGCUGGACCAAAUGUUUCUCAACCCAUGGCAUCACCUCAGUAGCUGGUUCAAGCAAGACAAGGUGUCCGCCGCCACUCCCUUUGAGGCAGCGCCUGAAAGGGGUAUUGUGGAGGCCACCAGCCAGAGCCCAGGCUUCAACAGCUUCUUUAACGAAGGGAUGGCCAGCGACGCUCGGUUCGUGGCCAAACUGGUCGUCGAGGAGUGCGCCGAGGUCUUCCGGGGCCUGAGGUCGCUGGUGGAUGUUGGUGGUGGGACGGGCGCGAUGGCCCGGGCCAUCGCCGAGGCCUAUCCACAGGUCAAAUGCACCGUCCUUGAGCUGCCUUACGUCGUAGCAAGCUCGGAAGCGAGCGAGACGGUCCAGCUUGUCGCGGGAGACAUGUUUCAGUAUGUUCCUCCUGCUGAUGCGGUGCUGCUCAAGUGGGUCCUGCAUGAUUGGAGUGAUGAGGAGUGCGUAAAGAUACUGAAACGAUGCAAGGAGGCUGUUCCAUCCAAAGAAGAAGGGGGGAAGGUGAUUAUUAUCGAAAUGGUAGUCGACUUCGAUAUUGGCCGUCCGGAGUUGGUGGAAACGCAGCUGCUCUUUGACAUGCACAUGAUGGUCCACACCGCAGGGAAGCAAAGGAAUGAAGGUGAAUGGAAAAAUAUUUUCACUGAUGCAGGUUUUACCAACUACAAAAUCAUACCAGCAUUAGGCUUGCGAUCGGUUAUGGAGGUUUAUCAUUGAUUAGUGGAUGGAUCGAUAAGGGAAGUCAUCUACUAGUGACCAUGAAUCGAUCAGUUUACUGCUUCCUUCCAGUUUAAUUUCAGAUCUUCAUUAUGUAACGUAUUGCAAGUCUGUUUGUGUUGGUCUUCGUUGAGUUUGUCAUCUGUCCGUCGUGUUAAAGUUGAUUGGCUUUCUCAGAGCUGAAAUAAUAGAAGGUACUUCUUCACUUGCCUCUCUA